UGCGUCUUCAGUCAUCGCGAGCACAUUGGCGCGGGAGUGUCCGCUGCCGCUGCUGAACGUUCUACUUAUAACGGAUCGAAAGUAGUCGGUGAUCGGUUUCUGUGAUUAUCCAGUCUCUCGAUGAUACUUUCUGGAUAGUGAACAACAUCGUUACCGACAGGUGCUGAAUACCUGCUACAAGAGCAGAAUAACGGAUUUGAAAAUGGGUUGGUGGCCGAUAAUCGCGGCUGUGUUGGCCGUGCUAGCGGUGGUCUACUAUCGAGCCACACGUAACUUCGACUUUUUCAAGAAACGUGGGAUUCCGUACGCCAAACCGAUACCGUUUUUGGGAAGCAUGUGGGAAGUGUUCUUUCAACGACUGUCAUUUGCCGAGGGCGUAGAAAAGCUGUACAAUUUGGAUCCUGAGUCAAAGUACAUCGGUUUUUUCGAGUUCGGAAGGCCCAUACUCGUGAUUCGAGAUCUCGACCUGAUCAAAUCUAUCACCGUGAAGAAUUUCGAUCACUUUCCAAACCACAGAAUGGCUUUCGACCCGGACCUGGAGCCUCUCUUCUCGAAGAAUCUGUUUUCCCUGUGCGACGAAAGAUGGAAAGAAGUACGAAACAUGUUGACACCGGCCUUCACGUCCAGCAAGAUGAAGUCCAUGUUCGUGUUGAUGCGCGACUGUGCCAAAAAGUACGGCGAUUAUUUCGCUUCGUUGCCCGCCGACCAGUCGACCUUGGAAUUGAAAGACGCGUUCACAAAAUAUACCAAUGACGUGAUCGCUACUUGCGCAUUCGGCAUUGACGUCAACUCGAUGAAGAAUCCGGCAAACACGUUCUACGUGUACGGCAGAGAGACAACCAAUUUUGGAGGAAGAGUGCAGGCCCUCAGGUUUUUCGCGGCGAGAAUGUCUCCAUUGUUAUGUCGAUUAUUCGGCAUCAGGCUGAUCAGACAGAAGAUCGUCGACUUUUUCAAGGAGUUGGUAGUCAGCACGAUGAAGGCGCGGGACGAGAACGGUAUCGUUCGUCCGGAUAUGCUUCAACUGAUAAUGGACACCAGAGGGAAAUUGGGGCCAGGCAAAGAGUUGUCCGUCGAUGACAUAGUGGCCCAGGCGUUCGUCUUCUUCUUCGGUGGAUUCGAGAGCACCGCCACUCUCAUGUGUUUCGCCGCUUACGAGGCUGGCAUCAACGACCAGGUACAGAAAAGAUUGCAAGAAGAGAUCGACCAGGUUUUGGAGGAUUGUAAAGGCCAAGUCACGUACGAAGCUAUUAACGGCAUGAAGUACUUGGAGGCUGUCAUCCUCGAAAGUCUUCGGAUGUAUCCAGCGAUCGUCGGUAGCGACAGAGUCUGCGCGAAACCAUUCGAAUUGCCGCCACGCGUGCCGGGAGCAAAGCCGUACGUCGUUCAGCGAGACGACAACGUGUGGAUACCGAUCUAUGGUAUUCAACACGAUCCGCAAUACUACCCGGAGCCGAAGAAAUUCAAUCCCGAUAGGUUCUACGACGAUCCGAAACAGAUGGUCAACUCCCUUUCGUUCCUCUCGUUUGGAGUGGGCCCCAGGAUGUGCAUCGGCAACAGGUUCGCUCUAUUAGAAGCGAAAGUAUUGCUCUUCUUCGUUUUCGCCAAGUGCGACCUCACACCAUGCGCCAAGUCCUCCAUACCAUUAAAACUGGACCGGAAAGGUUUCGCCAUGAUCCCGGAGAAUGGCUUCUGGCUGAAAAUCCAGCCGAGAAUCGCAAAGAAAGCGGAGCCGAAGGAGCUCAUCGAGAAGAUUUCCGACGGACAUCCCGACAAUUAAUUUAUGUUCCACCACACACGAUACUUGCAAUAAACGUUGCUGCAACUUUUUCGUCUGUUUAAGGAUACAUUUCUUUGUGGCAGCAACGUUUAUGACUGAUUUUUUUAAAAAUAUUUUUACAUAUGCUGUAAUGAAAUGUGAUACAUGUAAAAUGUAAUGCAGUUGCAAUAUAUAGGAAUUUUAUAGAAGGAAAUGAAUUGAAAACGAGAAUCUCUCGUUCUAGCUCGUAAAAUGUACGAAUUACGCGUAUGUGCAAAAAUGGUUUUCUGCUGGAAAUAUUUCGGAUAUUUAUUCAAUUUCUUCAAUUUAUUUUAAAUGCACAAGUUACAAACGAUUAUUUGCGCAUUCUUCAUUUGCGUUUUCAAAAACAAGAUAGGAUUUAGAUCUUUUUUCUUUUUUUUUUUUUUUUGCUGAUCUCUGUCCCGCCAGGGAAAUUGUUAAUUCUCACGAUUUCACACGAUAUUAUCAAAGAAUUUUCCAUCGAUUCCUACGAUCUAGUCUCGUAGAGUAUAUUGGAAAUAGCUGUGAAUUUUCUAGUCAAGAAGAAAAAUAUUUUUGUAUUAAAAUAAGAUAAUAAUCUUCCAUAGAUUUCUUCUUUUUAAACGUUUUUACGAAAAUUUAAUAUAUUCUUUGUUACGAGAAAUAUGUAUACGUGUUGGAUGUAGACUUGUUACAGUAAAAUAAAAUGACUAUUUGAAAUAAAUAUACUGACUUUGGACUAAAUUA
Frieseomelitta varia is the source of this 2503-nucleotide messenger RNA. Its product is annotated as cytochrome P450 9e2-like. Gene Ontology annotation, molecular function: iron ion binding; monooxygenase activity; heme binding. The transcript has a single exon. Lineage: Eukaryota; Metazoa; Arthropoda; Insecta; Hymenoptera; Apidae. The coding region runs from base 203 to 1777 and encodes 524 amino acids. The record is from RefSeq and is a predicted model, not a curated record.